ACGCCACUCCGGGGCGGGGGGGGGGAGAGGUGGGCGUUCGGGUCCCGUUCUCCCCGGCGCGGAGAAAGGAGGGUGUGAGAGAGGAGCGUGAAGAGAAAGAAAGAGCAAGAGAGCGCGAGAGCGAGCGAGCGAGCGCGCGCCCACGGCGGCCAGCUGUCCAGCGAGGGUCUGCUUCUCUCUCUCUCCGUCUCGCGCCAGCGAUGGAAGAAUUAAUAGUUGAACUGCAAUUGUUCCUUCAACUUCUGGACCAUGAAUACUUGACAUCCACAGUCAGGGAGAAAAAAGCAGUUUUAACUAACAUUCUUCUGAGAAUACAGUCAUCAAAAGAUUUUGACCUGAAAGAAAAUGUGCAGAAACAAGAAGUUGGCAAUAGUUUACCAGCUCCUCCCCAGAUGCCUCUGCCAGAGAUUCCUCAACAAUGGUUGCCACCAGAUAAUGGCCCUCCCCCACUGCCUGCCUCAUCUCUUCCUGAAGGAUACUAUGAAGAGGCCGUACCACUCAGUCCAGGGAAGGCUCCUGAGUAUAUUACAUCCAAUUAUGAUUCCGAUGCUAUGAGCAGCUCUUAUGAGUCUUAUGACGAAGAGGAUGAGGAUGGGAAAGGGAAAAAAACGAGACACCAGUGGCCUUCUGAGGAAGCAUCCAUGGACCUUGUUAAGGAUGCCAAAAUCUGUGCCUUCCUUUUAAGAAAGAAGCGAUUUGGACAGUGGACAAAACUGUUGUGUGUGAUCAAAGACAACAAACUAUUGUGCUAUAAAAGUUCCAAGGACCAGCAGCCUCAGAUGGAGCUAUUGUUGAGUGGCUGCAGUAUUAUAUAUAUCCCCAAAGAUAGUAAAAAAAAGAAGCAUGAACUAAAAAUCACACAUCAAGGGCAAGAUGCUCUCGUUCUUGCUGUGCAGAGCAAGGAGCAGGCAGAUCAGUGGCUAAAGAUAAUAAAGGAAGUUUGCAGCAACUGUGUUGGUACUACAGAUUCAGAUGGACCGUCAUCUAAUUCUCCUGUACACAAGACUGAACUAGAAAAGAAAUUGUCCUCAGAAAGACCGAGUUCUGAUGGAGAGGGUACUGUAGAAAAUGGAAUAGCUGCCGUCUGUAAUGGAAAAGAGCAGGUAAAAAGGAAAAAAAGCUCAAAGACAGAUUCCAAAAGCACUGUGUCUAAAGUAACAGGAAAGAAGAUAACAAAGAUAAUUGGCUUAGGAAAGAAGAAACCCUCCACAGAUGAGCAAACCUCAUCAGCUGAAGAAGAUAUCCCAACAUGUGGGUACCUUAAUGUGCUGUCAAAUAACCGUUGGCGUGAGCGCUGGUGCAGAGUGAAGGAUAAUAAGCUCAUUUUCCACAAAGACAGAACGGAUCUAAAGACACAUAUUGUCUCUAUCCCUCUCCGCGGGUGUGAAGUUAUUCCGGGAUUGGACUCCAAGCAUCCCCUGACUUUCCGCCUGCUUCGAAAUGCACAGGAGGUUGCAGUCUUAGAGGCUUCAUCCUCAGAAGACAUGGGCAGGUGGAUUGGGAUUUUGCUGGCUGAAAGUGGCUCCUCUGCAGAUCCUGGCACUCUGCACUAUGACUACAUUGAUGUGGACAUAACAGCAAGUGUCAUUCAAGCUGCAAAGCAGACCUUCUGUUUUAUGAACAGACGGGUUCUCUCUACUAAUCCUUAUCGAGGAAAUCCUACCAAUGGCUACGCAUGUCCCAGUGGAAUGGCACUUCAUUAUGACGAUGUUCCUUGCAUAAAUGGAUCAGUAAGAAUUGAUUUUUGUUGGGAACCAGAAGAUGGCUUUCCUACUUCUCGUAGCAGAAACACAGGAGAAGAUGGGCUUUAUGAUAACAUGGGCCUGUAUGAUAAUUUGCCGUCUCCGAAAAUCUUUGCACGCUGUCCAUCGGCUGACAGAAAAACCAAUAGGUUAUCUACUGACAAAUUGUCUUCUAACCACUAUAAACACCCUGUCUCAUCCAAUCUGUCUUCUGCUCAGUCUGUCACUAAUCCUUCUGCUGUGGGGAGGGGAUCAGUCUCGCAGUUUAAAGGAAAGAAAGCUUCCACAGCUACAAAUGGAGUUGUGGGAAAAGGAAGAACAUUAACCAACCCACAGAAGAAAUCGGAAUUUUCUUCAAAUGUGAAACGCAGCACCUCCAAUGCAGACCAGUACAGAUAUGGCAAGAACCGAGUUGAAGCUGAUGCAAAGAAGUUACAGACCAAAGAGGACGAGCUGUUAAAGAAAAAAGAAGCUCUGAGAAAUCGCCUGGCUCAGCUUCGAAAAGAAAGGAAGGACCUUCGGGCAGCACUUGAAGCAAAUGCCGGAAGGAAACCUCUCAUUAUCCUUGAAGAUAAAUUAAAGAAGCUGGAAGAAGAGUGCAAGUUGAAAGAGUCUGAACGUGUUAGUCUAGAACUGGAGUUGACAGAGGUGAAAGAGAACCUGAAGAAAGCAUUGGCUGGUGGCAUCACGCUGGGACUGGCAAUUGAACCCAAAUCAGGAAGUUCAACUGCACAGUCUCCCGUUCUAAAGCAUCAGACCCUGGAGAAUUCACCCAUUUCCAGCUGUGAUACAAGUGAUACUGAAACUUCUGUGCCUGUGAACAGUGCUGUUGUCAUGAAAAGACAUUCCUCGUCGAGCAGUUCCCCAUGUAGAGGCCAUGUCCUUCAGAAAGCAAAAGAGUGGGAGCUGAAAAAUGGAACAUAGAGAUGUAAAACAUCCUGCUGUAAAGUCCUGUUUGGUAUGACUCAAGAUGGACUGAGAAAGGGUUUCCGCACAGUGGUAUAAAGAGUUUGUCAAUCUCAUUCAGUUAAUGGCCAAUAAGUCUAGUACAGCCAAGAGGAAGAUUGCCUUGAAUGUGUCAUAUUUUUAAGAGUGACAUUCGAUUUGGAAUACAGGCAGUCCCUGAGUUACAAACAUCCGACUUACAAAUGACUCAUAGUUAAGAACAUGGGUGAGACAACAGGAAGUGAGAGAAAUCUACCCCUUGGAAGGGAAAUUCACUCCUAGAAGAGUUAUCAUGGAGAAAAGGGGUCUCUGCUGAAGCUUUCCAACCAAUCUUAGUUUCCACAACAAGCCACAGUUUUCAAAAUCCAAUUCUCACAGGGACAGAAAGUGAGGUGAAAUCUUCUGAACAAGGGCACAGAGUGCAAAACAAACACCGCAGGGGGUGGUAACCUUUCCCUAUGCUAUCCAAAGCUAAAAUAGACAUAUUUUUGGCUGCGGUUGCACUUAAAAAAUGCACCUGUUCCAAUUUACAAACAAAUUCAACUGAAGAACUUAUCUUGUUCGUAACUUGGGGAUUGCCUGUAUUGAAGAAUAAAAGGAACAUUUGAAAUGAUUACGUAGCUGGAUCAAGUAAAACUAGCACUAGCAACCGUGUUAGAUGGAGAUUGGCAUGUUUCAAUACACAUUUGAAAUAGUUUUAGAUAGCUUUAAUAGUUUGAUUUGAAAACAAAGGUUGACUCCCUAUAGAAGUUGCUGGAAAAACGUGGGGAGUGAACAUUUUGUGACAUUCAGUAAGUCUUUAUGAGUUCUAUAUGGGAGAAGAAUGGAAAGCUGUGGCCAUUGCUGAGGUUGCACACCUUCUGUUUUUCACAGCGAUCAGCAACUAGAGGAUGACAAAAUGCAUCUGGGAAGCAGCCUCGGUACUAUCAGAAGAAUCAUUCCAGUUGCAAAUAUAAAGGACUGCCAUUGUGUUGAACUAUUGUUUUUAAAGAUAUUUUUAUUUAUUUAUUCUCAUUUUUAAAUUGUUUUUGAAUGCUCAAUAGCAACAGAUAUGACUUCAGAAGUAACUACACAGAAAAAGAGCACACAUUUGUGACUUCCCCCUUAAAAUCCCCAUCUGUGACAUCUGUCUUUUUGAGAGGGAUCUGUGGAAAGAAAAUAUUAAAUAACCCAAGGACCAAUUUAAGCAUUGAUACAUUUCAAAACUCUCCAAGAAAAAGAUGUCAUUAUUGAUGUUUCCUAUCCUUCUACAUUUCUGAGAGAACUACUUUCACUGCUAAGCGGCAAAGUUCUUUCAACCAGCAAUGAAUUUCUGGAACAGAUCAAAAUGUUCUAUUAUUAUGACACCUAUACAACUGUUACCUUUAGUGAUCUCUGUUGAAAUGAUAUGUAUCUGUUUAUUUAUGGUUAUUUUCUAAUUUGUAUAAGAAAAAUAAUGAACUUUUUCCUGCUGUAUCAUAGGGACCAUGAAUGAGCUAUGAACCAGGAAGUCUCCAGUUGAAAUUCCUUAGAGUACUCACUGGGUGGUCACAGGCAAGGCACAGUGUCUUAGAUUCAAUUUCCGAUCUGCAAUAUGGGGGAAAAAAGAAUAUAAUACCGGCCUAUUUUGCAGGGUUAUUGUAAGGAUUACUGCGAUAAUGUUUAUGAAGUGCUUUGACUGUUUGAAACAGGUUGUAUAAAUGUUCACCCUCCUUCUGCACCUCCCAAAGAAACAUGGGACGUAAUUUUAAAUUGUUGUCUUUUAACACUACCAAUUUUUAUGUGACCUGAUGAAAACACAGAGGUCCCGGUGCAUGGGCUGCUCCAGUAUCAUCACACUUCUGGCAUCAGAUGCAAAAAAGAGUCAUCCUGCCCUGAACAUUAGGUCCAUUCUGAGAGAAGGCUCCAAGUUGGUCUUUCUCAACUUUCUUUCCUGACUUCAGAUAGAGCCAGGAUAGGGAAGCUGAGUUUGCAGGGCUGUUGUCCCAUCCUUUCUGUCUUGGUUACACACAAAUAUUAAGAAGGCCUGGAUGUUGGCAGAGGAAGGGGCCUUGCCAUCUCUCUGGGGAUUGACAGAUCUCAGGUUAGGAUAUGGGAUUUGUCCACUGCUCAGUUCAGGGAGAAUCCUUAGGCCUUUGGCCUACCACUCUGGGGAGGUUGAGACAACAAGCAAGAUCGGCAUAGUCCUCCAGCACCAAGGACUCCAGCUUAUAUUGAAGAUGGAAGUCCAGUCUCACACUCUACCACCAUUGUAAUAAUUUCUUCUGUGCCCUUCUAGGUCACAUGCAAAAGCAAGCAGUUUUUACAGGGGUGAGUUAGAUAGGCCCACAAAGGCUGCAUUUUUAAAGCAACCAAUAACUGGAAAGUGAGAAUGGGUGACAUUGCUGUUCACGAGUUGUUGUUUUUUU
Messenger RNA from Anolis sagrei ordinatus, 5074 nucleotides. RefSeq names its product actin filament associated protein 1 (gene AFAP1). Gene Ontology annotation, molecular function: SH3 domain binding; SH2 domain binding. Lineage: Eukaryota; Metazoa; Chordata; Lepidosauria; Squamata; Anolidae. The record is from RefSeq and is a predicted model, not a curated record. Gene Ontology annotation, cellular component: cytosol.